CCUUGAUCCUGCGAUUCUGCUGCCUGCCUGCUGCCUGUUGGCUUACUUCAACCAAGCACGAAGGACAAGUCCCAGAAAAACGCAGUCUGGAGGCUCUAACAGAUUUCUAGCGGUCGUGCUCCCUGCAGGCUCCUUCGGCCGUUGCAAUUCUCCUACCGUUAUCUUGGUUUCUCCCAUUUCAUUCUCGAUCCAUAUUCUUUUGCGUCCUUCAUAGAUAACUGCAUCGCUGAUAUUCGAAUCCUAAUUCAUGCUGGCUUCCCUCGCUUGGUCAUCUGCCAGGGUAGAGACAAGAGCCCUUAUAAGAGAGAGCACUUCGUGCCUCUGAGUUUACACAUCCGCCCUGACUUAAGGAUCACUUCUCAAGAUGAAUACUGAACCUUCACUUACCGCAAGACUGCCAUCGAGAUGUCCCUCGCGCAUGGUCAAGCCUCAGUUGUCUAUUCUUCCAGCAGGGACGCUCCGCGAAAUACUAAAAUAUCUGGGACUCAAGGACCUAGUCCAGUUAAUGCGUGUUUCGCGAGCCUUCCGUGACCUCGCCGCUGCUGAACUCUACCACAGCCUAAGCCACCGAUUCUCUGAGGCCGCUGACCAAAGAGAUACCCGUAUUUAUUUAGGUUCCUGCGCUGAUAUCCUGGAAACGUUGGCAACGAGCGACUUUAAUUAUGCUGCCUACCUCAAACGCAUCGCGUUAAACAUCCUAUGGAACAACGAUGUAACCUAUAAAAGGGUUCAGGAGAAGAUUGCCCUCCAAUUCAAGUACGAUACGGAGUGCGGAAGAUUUUUCAAUACACUUAUUUUAGCAAUAGUCAAGCAAACAUCGGCCCUGGAGACAUUCCGCUGGGAUAUUAAGGUGCAGCUCAAUCCGUCAAUCUUCGCAGCCCUGGGGAAGCUUUCGAGCUUGCAGAGCUUGCACGUUCGACUGCACGCUGGUCGGUCGCAUCCCCCGAUCAAUAGCGCUUCAUCACCCUCGUGGGCCCCGGCUCCUUUGCCAACCCUACAGCCGACAUUGCCACCUCAGCCGAGCCAGCAUACUCAUCCUCAUCACCAUGGCCCUCCACCCCCAGCAGCGGCUACCACUCCAUAUGCGGCCUCUACUUCUAAGGUCACCGCAAGCCAGGACUUGCCUCGGCCUCGACGGACAUUUUCGCAUAUUCAGAAACUCACAAACUUAGCUGUUCUAGAUAUGGAUUCCCUCGAGUACGUAGACGAAAUUGCUCAAUGUAUUUCUGGGUCGGCGACGUCACUUAAGUGGCUGAAAUUGUCGUUCUCUGAGAAGUUCGCCUCAAAAGCUCAGAAAAAGACCGUCCAAGAAGAUCCCGAUCCCGAUACCGAUACGGAAGACAAUGAAGAUAUAUACGACGACGACGUUACGCCAUCUCCGGCAUUUGGAACUACCGCCACAUCAAAUCCAAAUAAUGAUGCAACUGUCCGAAGUGAACGUAUCGCACAAGAAAAAGCCCUUGCACGGCUUUUUGGUUUAGAAAGGGAAACAACGAUGCAAAAACUACUAGUGCAGAGAGUAGUUGAAACUGGUUUGGCAACUACUGAGCAUAAAAAGGAGUGUGUCCUUCAUCGUGCAAGCCAAGAACCCGAUCGCGUCUUUAUACAUGAGUUAUACGGUAUUGCGUGCGACCUUGCCCAAGGUACGGCUACUCUUACACCCGGCCCAAGUGCGAUUCAGACGGUCGAAAGGUUACAGAAGGCCACAUCCAAAUUUCUUGUGAGGUGGGCAAAUGUGCAAACGAAUUUGCCUCAUAACUUGCCAAAUGCCUGCGCAGGUAUUUGUGCCGAGAAUUCACCAUGCUUAAGUAAAGAAGAUGGCCUGGAUUCCGGCACCGAUUCAGAUGCCCCGGUUGGUGGCGGCAAUGCAGAUGAUAAUACUCAACCCCUCCAAAGCUCAACAGCGGAUCCUGUUGGCGAUACCAUCAAAGGCGCAGAUAUUCCCGCCACGCUACCGAACUCCACUGAAUCAGCGUCUUCCUCUCCUGCAAUUGAACAGCAAGGCGAAGCGGACCCCUCAGAUCCUAUGAAUCCCAUGAACAGUGAUCUUGAAAAGCAACUAGUGGACAUUGUCGAUAUGGAGCAUCCAGACGAGUUAAGCGAAGGAGAAGACCAAGAAUUUAUUGAACCAGAGGGCCCUGAAUCCCACGAAGGUGGUUUCGCUGCACUAGUUGAUACUACCGUUGUUCCUCCUCACGCUGGGGUAGUGAUGCAACCCACUGCCUCUUCAAAAGGCAAGGAACCGAUUAGGGAUACACACAUAUCUACUUCAAAUAAGGACAAAGGGCAGAGGAAUGGCAGCCAGCCAGAUUAUGGCGAAAUUUCUGGAGAGCGGGCGGUGCAGGAAUAUAUCCGUCUAAACCAUGGAAUUGCAUUGGAAGAGCUUUCAAUCCAACUGAUUCCACUUAAAGCUUCAGUUAUUUGCCGGGCUGUUAACGUUUGGUCAUUAAAGCAUAUUUCACUUUUAAACGUUGGUCCGCAGCGAGCAUUCUGGGCGAUGCUUACCGCACUACAUACGUCCAGUCCUCUUCAGAUAACUUCAAUUCAUACAGACAAUGUGACACAGGCGCUUUUAACGUUUCUAGGGACCCUUCCAUAUGUUGAAGACUUGUUUCUUAUAGAACGAAGCACGAGCGCACAGUCAGAUCCACCCGAUUCAAAAUCGGCCGUCCGCAUCGAGGAUAUUCGUGAAAUAGUGUUAAGAAAACAUAUCAAACACUUGAAACGUCUUAUGAUUCGAAACGAUGUCGAUUCAAGUUGGAAUCUAGACCGGCGGUCGGUUCUAUAUAUCACAAGGAUGGGUUUACAACUUGUUGAACUUCUUGUAGUCGUGGAUCUUUCGGCUUUUCACCUUAUGAUGCACUACAUUCGUUGCAUGCGGUCUCUUGUCGCCUUACACAUUUUACUAAACAGUCUCGAAUAUUGUGCGAUGUCAUUGCGCGAGAUACGCCUCUGCGCUGUGGACAGCGUCCUCCACUUUCCAUCGCUUAAGGUCCAGUAUAUUGCUGUUAGCCACAUGGCGAGCGGCCCAGUGGCCACGAAAGUGUCACGCAUUUCGAGAAGCUUUCGAGUCAAGAAAGAUCCAAAGCUGAAUGACGUGAAAAUGGAAGCUAUUUCGAAGAUGUUGGGGAUUGCCGCUUUGAGGAUCUCUGAGAACGACGUGUCGGCUGGAACCUCCCAAAGUUCUCAAGCUGAAAAUUCGCUUAAAGCCACUCAUUUUGCGGAUGAUAGUGAUGACGAGCUUUCUCCAUAUAACCAGAUGGUGGUGGAUUCGGUAGAUCUUCAUGAGAUUCGCGGAAUUAAAAUUUGGGGGAAGGAGAUAUUUUACUCGAUUUUGUGA
Coccidioides immitis RS is the source of this 3340-nucleotide messenger RNA. RefSeq lists its product as uncharacterized. Bases 365 to 3340 code for a protein of 991 amino acids. The transcript has 4 exons. NCBI's taxonomy places the organism in Eukaryota, Fungi, Ascomycota, Eurotiomycetes, Onygenales, Onygenaceae. The record is from RefSeq and is a predicted model, not a curated record. Gene Ontology annotation, molecular function: protein binding.